Molecule: messenger RNA, 1257 nt
Organism: Penicillium odoratum
Lineage: Eukaryota; Fungi; Ascomycota; Eurotiomycetes; Eurotiales; Aspergillaceae
Product: C2H2-type zinc finger protein
Exons: 4
Biological process (GO): regulation of transcription by RNA polymerase II
Molecular function (GO): RNA polymerase II cis-regulatory region sequence-specific DNA binding; DNA-binding transcription factor activity
Source: RefSeq, a predicted model, not a curated record
AUGGACACGCCCGAACCAGUAUCAUCAUCCUAUGAGUUCUCUGGUCAUAUGGGGAACUAUUCCCACCGUCGCAUGGACUCACCCAUGUUCCCUUACUAUGUCCAUCAUCCCACAUCAGCACCAUACUCACUGCCAUACCAUACUCCAACCUCGAGUCCGUACAACUUUACCUCUCUCAGUCAGCCUGCGCACCCAUAUGGUCAUUACUUCGGGGCCACUCAGCCUCCUCUUGCGUCCCCGAUUCGCCCUACGGAGCAACCAGUGCACUCGCUACCGGAGAUACGCCCGGCAAAGAAUGCCAUCAACCAGGGGGCCAAGGGAACGGAUCCCCGAGUCGUGGCCAUGAAGAAGAGUAGCUCUAACUUUGAGUUCUCCACCGAAGUCGAUGUCUUGAUGAAAGCCAUCCAGGCUAGCCCGGAGUCGGGCUCUCCUGAGCAGCAUAUCCAGCAGGCUCAGGCGCAACAGACUCCACAGAUCUCACACCAGUCACUGCCACCGCUACAGCAGCUGGCAGCAUCAGGCUACCCGACCUACCCGAUGACACCACCGCGCUGUAUCCUGAAUAAUGAAGGCCAGGUAUCACGGUCUGCCAAGAAGCGCAAGUAUACUUGCACAUUGCCGAAUUGUGGCAAGAGUUUCGCACAGAAGACACACCUGGACAUUCAUACCCGAGCCCAUACAGGUGACAAGCCCUUUGUCUGCAAGGAGCCUUCAUGCGGACAGCGAUUCUCGCAGCUGGGUAAUCUCAAGACCCAUGAACGACGCCAUACCGGCGAGAAACCGUACUCUUGUGAUAUCUGCCAUAAAAGAUUCGCCCAGCGAGGCAAUGUAGGGGCCCACAAGACCACUCAUCUCCAGAAUAAGCCAUUCACCUGUUUACUGGAUGAAUGUGGCAAGAAGUUCACCCAGCUUGGGAACCUGAAGUCCCAUCAGAACAAGUUCCACGCAUCUACCAUCCGCUCGUUAACCAUGCGAUUCUCCCAAAUCCGCGACCAAGGCUCUGUCAACCCGCAAGACCGUGAACUAUGGGAAUACUUCGCAUCACUAUACAAGAACAGCAACAAAGGCAUCAAGGGUCGAGGCAAGGACCGGCGGAUCCUGACUACGAAGCGAUCUACCGGAGAUUCCAUGCGCAUGCUAUCCAUGGAAUCAGAGGAGGAUCCACAGAUCCGCCGAGGCAGCUAUGAAGAUAGUCUGUCCAUGUACACGGGCGGAUCCAGCAGUGAUGGAGAUGAACCUCCAUACUUGAUGGAUCGG